UUCAAUAUUCCAUCAAAAAUGUCUCUCAUUUAAUUAAUUGUAUUACGGGGACAGCACUCAAAAGGGCCGAAUCCCAUUGAACUUUCGCCCAUCUCUUGACCUCCCAGGUCGCUCUGGGCCAAAACACAUGUGGAUCCAGGGCCCAGACGACAGACAGGCAAGGUCUGUCUCUCGCAGCAUGUGGCCUGCUUUACGGCGCAUAAGGGAUACAAAUUUUUUGGCUACUGCCGAAUUGCUGGCUGAAUGGCUUUGCAGGGAACUAAAAGGACUGCGUGUGGCAUUCGUGGAAUUGGCGAGAAAGAGUGAGGUGGCGGAACGGAUGUCCUGCCAUAACGCAAAGCACACCGGAAGCGCCAGCAGACGCUGCUGUUUGUCGUUGAAAGGAGCUCGGCUAAAAGGAUUCCGCCGCAAUUUGUUUGAUGUUUGCUACGUGUUUUCAAAUAUGUUCCGCAGCUUCAGCUACCCCCCCGUCCUCGUUGGCUGGCGACAUUCGGUGCCGGCCAAUUGCAGCAGCAACGAAUGCUGGAAAAUAUUUCACAGAAAAUUCUUCAAACUUUCCCAGGCAGACUUCUUUUUAUGCGACUGCGGAGGAUGCUAUAAGAAAUGAGCAUCCCAUGGCGUCUGAGCAUUUGUUUUUGUGUGCUGAUGCUUGUCUAAUAAUAAACUGCGUUCCAAAAAAGCUUGGGAAUAAGCUUGCAAUAAAA
Molecule: messenger RNA, 704 nt
Organism: Drosophila yakuba
Lineage: Eukaryota; Metazoa; Arthropoda; Insecta; Diptera; Drosophilidae
Exons: 2
Coding region: 128-607 (159 amino acids)
Source: RefSeq, a predicted model, not a curated record